Paramecium tetraurelia is the source of this 1026-nucleotide messenger RNA. RefSeq lists its product as uncharacterized. NCBI's taxonomy places the organism in Eukaryota, Ciliophora, Oligohymenophorea, Peniculida, Parameciidae. The transcript is spliced from 2 exons. The record is from RefSeq and is a predicted model, not a curated record.
AUGAAUGCUCAAAUAGACGGAGGGUAACAAAUGGUUAAUAAUGAAAAUGAAGGAAACACUGUUCCUAAAUUCACAAAGCUUUUUGGAAGAGCAAUGGAUUAAUUUAGAUUGAGGGUGUUUUUCCUAUUCCUUGAGAGAUUAUACUUAAUAAUCAGCAUGCCGAUUAUUUUAGUUUUAUUAUCUUUACAAGAUUGUGGGUGGAAUGACUUACAUUAUUGGGUGUUAUUUAGCAGUCUCCAAGCAAUUUUUAGUUUGGUUUUGUACGGAUAGUUAUUUCAUUUCUCCAAUAUUCAAUCAAUUUAAUAGCAUUUAGCUUUCCAUUAUGUUUAAAUAGUGUUUGUUCCAUUAAAUGAAGUGACAGAUCAUCCAAUAGCUCCAGAAGUUUUUGAUCCCACUGCAAACUUGUCAACAAUGGAACUAGAUAAAAAGGCAGAUGUAAUGCAAUUGUAAAUAAGAUAAGAGAUCGUGAAUUAAAGUAGGUUUUGCAAGUACAAUAACAUCUUUAGCAAUGCAACUAAUUAGGCAAUAUUUAUUUGGACGAUUUAUUAUAUAAUAUCUAAUCCCCAGAACAGUGGCGCAGAAGGGAAUAAAUGCGAUAGAUGGCCAAUUAUUCAAACCUACAUUUACGGAGCUUUAUUAUUCUUAUAAUAUUCCUAGUAUUAUUUACUAGCUGCUUUGGCAUUGGUCAUGCUCCCUUUUAUUUUGGUUUAUCUAAUAGUUAGAUGUUUCACUGAUAGAAGAAAGAAAUAACAGGCUUUGAUGGCAUUGAGUGAAUUACAGAAAAAUAAGAUUUUGUAUAAGCCUAACAUAAUUGAAGGAGAACAAGAAUGCUCAAUUUGUAUGCAACCUUAUCAAACUGAUGAUGAAGUCCUGUAAAUGCCUUGCAGUCCACUUCAUCAUUUUCAUAACACUUGUAUAUCUGCCUGGUUAUAAAUCCAAUCAACUUGUCCAAAUUGCAGAUCAUAAUUGUUGGCAGAUAACUAGCAACCACUCCUUUAGCAACCAUAACUACAAGAAGAAUUAUGA